This is a messenger RNA of Aspergillus nomiae NRRL 13137, 1513 nucleotides long. Its product is annotated as ubiquitin-protein ligase RMD5. The record is from RefSeq and is a predicted model, not a curated record. Gene Ontology annotation, molecular function: ubiquitin protein ligase activity; protein binding. Gene Ontology annotation, biological process: proteasome-mediated ubiquitin-dependent protein catabolic process. The annotation marks the transcript as partial. NCBI's taxonomy places the organism in Eukaryota, Fungi, Ascomycota, Eurotiomycetes, Eurotiales, Aspergillaceae. The transcript is spliced from 4 exons. Gene Ontology annotation, cellular component: GID complex; cytoplasm; nucleus.
ACUGCAUGAACCAGAUGACCUAGCUAGCUGGAUCUACUAGAGGAACUGCUACUUGGUAUUUAUUUGCUAUUUCAGCAUAUAUUUAAAUACUGGAACUUCAACUAUAGCCCCCGUAUGGCUAUCGCCAUAUCACGGCGGUAACUUGUCGAACUCCGCUUUUAUCACUACUCACGACUUUCCAGAAAUCGCCUGCUUCACCACCAUGGAUCUUGUUCAGAAGGAGCAUGAACGUCUUGGGAAGAAGAUCAAAGCUGCUCAGGGCAUCAAGAAUGUUCAAACAACUAUAGACUUACUACAGUCUGCACGAGAUGCCAUUGCUUCCGAUCCGAGUCAGACAUCUAUGACAUUGGCCAAGCUUCAGAACUCUGUGAAGUCGUCCUUCGACUCAAUAAAUGACAGCCUCAAGGACACUCAUAGCAGCCUCAACAAGUAUUCAAAGGCUUUAGAUAAGCUCUUUAAAGACAGACCGCUUCCAAGUACCGAACACGAUGCCCUCGCCUCCCAAGAGCACCUCAUCAACCGAGCUAUCGCAAUGCAUCUCCUCCGAGAAGGACAAUUUUCUGUCGCUGCAACGUUCCUUUCCGAAAUGGCGGAGAAGAGGGCCAUGGAGUCACAACAACAAGCGGGUACGAGUGCCUCGGAAAAUGCAGCGACGCUCUUGGAUAUAGAUGAAGUCCCGUCCAGCGAGGUUCGGAAACAGUUUGCCACCAUGUAUUACAUCCUACAUGAAAUGAAAGAGAACAAUAACUUGCUCCCGGCAAUCCAAUGGUCAAGGGAUAAUAGGGAAGCAUUGGAAGCCAGAGGAAGUAACCUGGAAUUCGAACUGUGCCGGUUGCAGUUUGUCUGGCUUUUCCAUGGUGGACCUGAUAAGCAGGGACCUAUUCCAACAGGGCGGCAAGAGGCUUUGGAGUACGCCAGGCGCGAGUUCCAGGGUUUCUUGCCGAGGUAUCUCCGGGAAGUCCAACAGCUUAUGGGAGCCAUGGCUUUCUGUCCCAAUCUGCAAGAUUCUCCUUACAGGGCCAUCUUCAACAACCCCUCUGCAUGGGAAGAUGUGGCACACUCUUUCACUCGUGAAUUCUGCUCUCUCCUCGGGUUAUCUGCUGAUUCGCCUCUAUACGUUGCUGCUACAGCCGGUGCGAUUGCUCUGCCGACGUUACUAAAACUGCAAACCAUCAUGAAAGCGAAGCGGACAGAGUGGACCACGGAAAAUGAGCUUCCGGUCGAAAUACCGCUUCCACCGUCGUAUCUCUUCCAUUCUAUUUUCGUCUGCCCCGUUUCCAAGGAACAAACCACUGAUGACAAUCCCCCGAUGAUGAUGCCCUGUGGUCAUGUCAUCGCAGAGGAGUCACUUAAACGGUUAUGCAAGGGUAGUAGAUUCAAGUGUCCUUAUUGCCCCAAUGAAAGUCAUCCGCGGGAGGCGAAGAAGGUCUUCCUGUAGGACAAAAUAGAUAUGGGAUUUUUUGUUGCAGUAUUUGAAUGGCGUAAUGGCGAGACAUCUCUACACACAUCAAGU